Tachysurus fulvidraco (yellow catfish) is the source of this 1449-nucleotide messenger RNA. RefSeq names its product large proline-rich protein BAG6-like. The coding region runs from base 72 to 1250 and encodes 392 amino acids. The record is from RefSeq and is a predicted model, not a curated record. The transcript is spliced from 10 exons. Gene Ontology annotation, cellular component: BAT3 complex. Lineage: Eukaryota; Metazoa; Chordata; Actinopteri; Siluriformes; Bagridae. Gene Ontology annotation, molecular function: polyubiquitin modification-dependent protein binding; misfolded protein binding.
UAUAUAUAAAUAGUAACCUGCAGAACUCGGAAUCGUGCGUUAAGUUUCCUACUCUUGUGACUGGCAGCACCAUGGAGGAGCAAGAAAAUUAUAUGAUAGAUGUCACUGUGAAAACUCUGGACUCUCAGAGCAGAAGCUAUACUGUGAGAGCUCAGAUUACUGUGAAGGAGUUUAAAGAGCAUAUAUCUCCCUCGGUGGGAAAUCCUGUAGACAAACAGAGGCUGAUCUACCAGGGACGAGUUCUUCAGGAUAAGAAAACUCUGGCAGAAUACAAUUUAAAUGGUAAAGUCAUUCACCUGGUGGAGCGAGCGCCACCUCAGAUGACUCAGUCAGGAUCAGGCUCAGGAGGAGUACCUGGGACUUCAGGAGGCUCACAGACUGGAAACACCACAACUCCUCAGGCCAUACCUCAAGGAGCUACACAUGAUCGCAAUGCUAAUAGCUAUGUCAUGCUUGGUACCGUUAAUCUCCCUAUGAAUGGCAUGGACUCUCAGCAGAUUCAGAUGUCUAUCCAGCAGAUAAUGGCAGCCCUCUGGGAGGGUAUUCGAAAUACACGAGUCAGCAGCAGCAGUGGGAACAAUGGCUCAGUGAAUGUUCAUGUGGAUCAGAACCUGCAACGUGAACCCAGGCUGCGGCUUCUCCUGGCUGAAAAUUUGUUGCGAGACACCAUUGCCCUGAUUCAGAGACUAGAGGGAGAGCCCAUGGAUGGUUCUUCAGCGCAGGAUUCUGCUCAUCCUCCUUCUUCCCCCACCUCUACACCAUCUCCUUCUGUCCAGCCCAUGGACACAUCCCCUCCUCCAUCCAGCUCACCUCCAUCAUCCUCUACUUCUGCUCAGACUGAUAAUUCACCUCCUCACCCUUCAGGCCCAAACCAUCCCAGCCCUGCAGAACUGGUCGAGAUGUUAGGAGAGCUAAGAAGAGUAGAAGAGAGACUCCAGCCAUUCAUCCAGAGAGCUCACUCUAUCCUGGAGGCAGCCACCACUGCUGAUUACACCAAUUAUGAGAGAGAGGAGGACCAGCAUUUUCUAAACCUGGUAGGAGAAGCGCUUCGGCUCUUAGGAAAUACUCUGGUUGCCCUGAGUGAUCUGCGCUGUAAUCUGUCGAGUGAACCUCCACGUCACCUGCAUGUGAUACGGCCAUAUAUUUCUCACUACUCUACCUCUGUUCUGCAACCAGAUGUGCAUCACAUGCCCAUAGAGCUUAAUUUGUGGACCACAGUGACGAUAUCAGCUAAUGGCAGACCACCAUAGAAAGUCAGCCUCAACCUGCUGAACAAUCAGAACACCCAGGGACAAACGCCCAACCCACAGUAAUCACAUUAUUCAGUUAAAGCACUUUCUGCACCUAGAUGAUUAUGUAUUGUUUAAAGUAUCCAAAUUAUAAAUAAAAAUGCAUGCAUUGUUAUAUCUGGGAUUUGUUUUGCAGCUGUAAUAAACUUAUAAAAUAGAA